AUGCGUUUCUUCCUCGUAUUCCUUCUCGCUGCGAUGCAGCUCUGCGGCGUCAACGCCAUCUUGCGUCUCCAGAAGUGCGGCACAGCGUUUGACAACAAUUGGGUGUCGAACUGUAGUCCCACGGAUCAGGAUGGCUGCUACAAGUUGUGUAGCAACAAGUGUCGCACGGCUAGUGGAAGAUGGAUGGCGAACGGCGCCGACUGCGAUUGCUAUUGUUAG
Molecule: messenger RNA, 219 nt
Organism: Colletotrichum abscissum
Lineage: Eukaryota; Fungi; Ascomycota; Sordariomycetes; Glomerellales; Glomerellaceae
Exons: 3
Coding region: 1-219 (72 amino acids)
Source: RefSeq, a predicted model, not a curated record